AUGGCAGAGUUUGGGGCUUACAUUCAGAGAGCCUUCCCAGCUGUAUUUUCUUCAAAGUUCAUCCAGCACGAGAUUGUUGGGCAGUACAGCCACCUCUUGACUGUGGAGGGCUCUGAGCCUGCCCUGAUGCCCUACAUGCUGCUGGCACACAUGGAUGUGGUGCCUGCUCCCCCUGAGGGCUGGGAAUUCCCUCCUUUCUCAGCUGCAGAGCACGAAGGUUUCAUCUACGGACGAGGAACACUGGACAACAAGAACUCUGCCAUAGGCAUUCUGCAGGCUCUGGAAUUCUUGCUGAGGAGGAAUUACAGACCCAAACGCUCUUUCUAUGUUGGUAUUGGCCACGAUGAAGAGGUGUCAGGUUGGAAGGGAGGAAUGAGAAUAGCCGCUCUGCUGGAAGCCAGAGGAGUGAAACUCUCCUUCUUGCUGGAUGAGGGAAGUGCAGUCCUGGAUGGCAUCAUUGCAGGAGUGGAGAAACCAGUGGCUGUAAUUGCCAUCACAGAAAAGGGUUCAAUGACACUAAACUUCAGUGUGGAAAAAGACCCUGGACAUUCAUCCUUCCCUCCUAAGGAGACAAGUAUUGGCAUUCUUGCAGCAGCAAUGUCCAGUCACUAAUAGCCAGGGAUUGUUUUCCACAUGUUUUGCAGACUGGAGCAGAAUCCCUUACGCAACCUGUUUGGCCAAGGGCCAGAGCUCAUGACCAUGGAGCACCUUGCAGCAGAGUUUAGGUUUCCUCUCAACCUCAUCAUGAGCAAUCUGUGGCUGUUUUCACCUGUUGUCAGCAGAGUUCUUGCCCAGAAACCUUCCACCAACGCCUUGAUCCGAACCACAACUGCAGUCACCAUAUUUAAUGCAGGAAUCAAGGUGAAUGUCAUCCCUUCUUCUGCCAAAGCCACAGUGAACUUCAGGAUCCACUCAGCUGAGACAGCUGCUGAGGUGCUGGAGGCAGUUAGAAACACCAUUGCUGACAACAGGGUGAAGAUUGAUGUGGUAGAGGCCUUUGACCCACUCCCCAUCAGUCCUUGGGAUGACCAGACAUUUGCAGUCCAUGUUUUUCAAAGGACCAUCCUGGAUACUUUCCCAGAUGUUGACAAUGUAGUCCCAGGCACCUGCAUAGGAAACACAGACAGUAGACACUUCACCAACGUCACCAAGGCCAUUUAUCGCUUCAACCCUGUGCUCCUGAGACCAGAUGAUCUGCCCAGGAUCCAUGGGUUGAAUGAGAGAAUCUCCAUUGAGAAUUAUGAGAAACAGGUCGAGUUCCUCUUUCAGCUGAUCAAGAACUGUGACACUGACAAAGUCCCAGAGCCACAUGCCAACUCCCAUGAGCUGUGA
Messenger RNA from Acanthisitta chloris (rifleman), 1332 nucleotides. It is a transcript of the gene PM20D1, whose product is annotated as peptidase M20 domain containing 1. The transcript has 12 exons. The record is from RefSeq and is a predicted model, not a curated record. Lineage: Eukaryota; Metazoa; Chordata; Aves; Passeriformes; Acanthisittidae. Gene Ontology annotation, molecular function: hydrolase activity, acting on carbon-nitrogen (but not peptide) bonds, in linear amides. Gene Ontology annotation, biological process: amino acid metabolic process.